AUGGACGUAUCGAAUAUAGUGCUUUCUGCAAGGAAGAGGCUCCAAACGGCAGCCUUCACCGUCGUAUCAGUAUUCAGCGUUCUACGGAGUAUUUUGGUGUGGAUGGAGCUUCAUUUAAAACUUGGAGAGCAGUAUGAGGGCGGCAGAUAUAUUCCUGAGAGUGCUAGUACCACCAAGCUCAAUUAUGCGUCUAGUAUACAGCUAACAUUCAGCAGUGCUCUGCUCAUCCUGAGCCUGGUCUCCUUUGUUCCGCAAUACCGCCGCAUUCUCUCGCGCGGCGACAGCUCAGGCAUAUCCAUCCAGUACAUUCUCUUCAACGCAAUCGUUGCCACCGAGCAGUUCGCCUUUGGGCUGCAUUUUAUCGUUGAUAAUGCGGAGAUAGGAGACACCAUCGUGGCCAGUCCGCCCACAGCUGGCGACUGGCUUAAUUUCCUCCAAUUUACUGUCGUCUGUGUCUGCUAUUUAGGCCUAUUCAUAUUGUGUUUCUACUAUCCAUCGGAGCAGGCUGGAGAAAAGCGUACUGCCUUGACGAUCUACAUUACCUUUUUCCUAAUCUCGGUCGUACCUGUGAUCGUCGAGUCCGCCCUCCCGGCACGCCGCGACGACGUCGAGCAAGACCGACGAUGGUUCUCGGCCAUGUUCUCGGGCGUGCAUAUGAUCUUCGUCCACCCCAUUGUCACGCUUCUUGGCUUCGCCUCGCUGUUUGCACAGGCCCGCGAGACACUCUCGCGCUCGUCUCCAGGCGCGUUAAGUCCUCUGGGUUUGGCGGCGCAGGCGGUGGUUUUCGCUGCUGUUGCGCUGUACUGGCCGUUUAGGAUGACCAUACCGGAGGAGUUUUGGAGAAUGUCUCCGUGGAAUAGACUUGUCGCCUGGUACCAGCUGGUUGGCUGGGCCACUGUCGAUAACACUAUUUUUGCUCUUGUCCAGGCAAUCCUAUUCUGGAUUGCGACGCGCCGGACGGGAGAUAACCUGGGGCUAACGAGUGAUGAGACUGCUCCUCUAUUGCACAGCUAG
Molecule: messenger RNA, 1014 nt
Organism: Ophidiomyces ophidiicola
Lineage: Eukaryota; Fungi; Ascomycota; Eurotiomycetes; Onygenales; Onygenaceae
Exons: 3
Coding region: 1-1014 (337 amino acids)
Source: RefSeq, a predicted model, not a curated record